Messenger RNA from Psilocybe cubensis, 1326 nucleotides. Its product is annotated as SH3 domain-containing protein. The transcript is spliced from 8 exons. Bases 1 to 1326 code for a protein of 441 amino acids. NCBI's taxonomy places the organism in Eukaryota, Fungi, Basidiomycota, Agaricomycetes, Agaricales, Agrocybaceae. Gene Ontology annotation, cellular component: actin cortical patch. Gene Ontology annotation, biological process: actin cortical patch localization; actin filament bundle assembly. Gene Ontology annotation, molecular function: actin filament binding; phosphatidylinositol binding. The record is from RefSeq and is a predicted model, not a curated record.
AUGAAACUCACUAAUCCGUUGCCGCAGCCUCUCCCAAAGGAAUGCGAAAAAGCUGCAAAAAUAUUCAAAUCUUUCGUGACUAGCGGCAAUAAUGGCCUUGAUGGCGUCAUACCACGAGAAAUCCUGGAAAGAGCCAAAGGGUUUGCGAUCUUCACCAUAGUCAAAGCGGGUUUCGUCUUCUCUGCUAGAGCUGGAAGUGGCAUCGUUAUCGCCAGGUUGGACGACGGCACAUGGUCUGCUCCGAGUGCCAUAGGCACUGCGGGGCUCGGGGUCGGAGGUCAAGCAGGUGCAGAGAUGACUGAUUUUUUGAUUGUCCUCAAUUCUCGAGCUGCCAUUAGAUCCUUUAUGGCUGCUGGCUCAUUAACUCUAGGUGGAAAUAUGAGCCUUGCCCUUGGCCCACUAGGCCGCAACGGUGAGGCAUCUGGAAGCUUAAGUACAAAUGGCAAGGUAGCCGCAAUGUAUAGCUAUUCGAAAACUCGUGGCCUCUUUGGAGGCGUCUCUGUUGAAGGUUCAGUCAUUGUCGAACGUCAGGACGCCAAUGCUCAGGCUUACAAUUCGCCGGUGACUGCCAGGCUUCUGCUCGGAGGCACCGUGGAUCGUCCUCAGUGGGCAAUGCCUUUGAUUAAAACCUUGGAGGCCUGCACCGGGAUGCCUGGAAAUCGCGAAUGGAUAAAUGACGAUGCUGACCGGACACCGGGCGGUACAUAUGCUUUCGGAGGUGUUUCGAGCCCCGAUUCAGUCUCCAGAACAUCCUCUAGAUCCCCAUCUUUUCUACGAAAGAAGAAAAAAGCCGAACCACCUAGCUUCCCACCUGCUUCAUGGGGUACAGAAAUAAAUGGAGGCUCCUACUUCAGCGAUCCAGCGCCCCAGUCUCAUUCGCGAAAUAUGACCUGGGAUGGAGGCAACCGAACCAACGUCGAUCCGUUUGGUUCACCAAAUCCGAUGGAUCAAUCUUACCAGUCUGCUAUACCUGUAACAUCAGCAAUUUCCGCAGAUUCCAUGCAUCGUCGGGCAUCAUCAUUAUCAUAUUCAUCUUCAACAGAACCGGGGAAUCCUUUCUUGCCGUCGACAACUACUCAACGCAAUGCGCCAGUCCCAUACAUCAAACCUAGAAUAGAAUUGACCACUCCUUUACCCCGACAUGAAGGUGUUGCUCGUGCAAUUGCCAUAUAUGAUUUCCAAGCUGCGGAGCCGGGUGAUCUUUCAUUCCGCAAGGGUGAUGUCAUUGUAAUCACGAAGAAGAGUGACACUACAGACGAUUGGUGGACAGGGAAAAACAACGGCCAGGAGGGGAUUUUUCCAGCCAAUUUUGUGGAUAUAGUGUGA